AUGGCCAGAUCCUGGGCCGUGAGUCGGGCCACAGCCGACAGAUUGGUCACUCCCGACUGCUCGAAGUNCUGUAGUGACUGUCCGGAGAUGUUAUACGAUAAGCUAAUAAUGGACUGUUGGCAAAAGGAUCGCAACCUGAGGCCCACAUUCCCUCAAAUUGUUAAAACAUUAGAUAAACUAAUUAAAUGUCCCGAGAAUUUGCAAAAACUCUGCAAAACAACGAGGUUAACUCUGGACCCGUUUGGUGAGCCCAACACUAUGUGUAUACCCGAUGUCAUC
Messenger RNA from Medioppia subpectinata, 279 nucleotides. The record is from the annotation of a GenBank genome assembly. NCBI's taxonomy places the organism in Eukaryota, Metazoa, Arthropoda, Arachnida, Sarcoptiformes, Oppiidae.